Messenger RNA from Corticium candelabrum, 500 nucleotides. Its product is annotated as NADH dehydrogenase [ubiquinone] 1 beta subcomplex subunit 10-like. Bases 71 to 355 code for a protein of 94 amino acids. Lineage: Eukaryota; Metazoa; Porifera; Homoscleromorpha; Homosclerophorida; Plakinidae. The record is from RefSeq and is a predicted model, not a curated record. The transcript has 3 exons.
CUUGCUUUGCGCAUGCGUAAUAUCUGGGUUUCACUGAGCAACUUUUCGUAUUGCAAGGAACGCCUACGUAAUGGCCGAACCGUUUCAUCGCGAGUAUCCUCGUGUUCCCUCUCUCGACGAAGUGGAUCGCAAAGACGUCGUCGCGUUGACUCGCGCUCGAGAACAAUGGGUACGAGACAGAGCGGUCGAACUGGAGAAAGUGAAGAUAUUGAGGCAAAGAGUGUCAGACUGCAGUCGCAAGGAAGGAGUCAACCAUCUACAGAACUGCCGCAAGGAAGUGAAAGAGUAUAUGACGGCUUUCAGACAGUAUAGGAGCAAAGGGUGGUUCCAGUUCCAGUCAAAGCACAUAUUUUAGCAGUUCACAGCCAUGCCAUUGAAGACCAUCGUUGUACCAAGACAACUGUUGCUCGUAUUAUGUGUCCUAGAAUCAUAUUCCCUGUUACUGCUGUAGUGUAUUGUACAAAAUAUAUACAAUAUAAGAAUAUGUAGAAUGAAUUGAA